Messenger RNA from Anguilla anguilla (European eel), 2224 nucleotides. RefSeq names its product UBX domain-containing protein 4-like. The record is from RefSeq and is a predicted model, not a curated record. Gene Ontology annotation, molecular function: protein binding. The transcript is spliced from 13 exons. NCBI's taxonomy places the organism in Eukaryota, Metazoa, Chordata, Actinopteri, Anguilliformes, Anguillidae. Bases 102 to 1691 code for a protein of 529 amino acids.
UCCGUACAAUCUUGUUGCAUGACAGCGAAUGUUUAUGCGAGUCUGAUGUGAGCAAGGACUACAACAGCGAGUGGGGGAUUGAUACGUAUAAUUUAGCAAAAAUGCUCUGGUUUGAUGGCUCGAUCCCCGCUGCCAUCGUCUCAGCCAAACAGGCGAACUCCAUCUUCGUCGUCGUUAUUACAGGAGACGAUGAGCAGUCUACACAGGUGAUGUCCAGUUGGGAGGAUGACAGAGUUGCUCAGGCCACAGAACGCUGCUUUGUCGCAAUUAAGAUAGAUGCGGAAAGUGAAACCUGUGUUCAGUUUUCUCAAAUCUAUCCCGUAGUCUGCAUCCCCUCCAGUUUCUUCAUAGGAGAAAAUGGCAUUCCCUUGGAGGUGAUUGCUGGCAGUCUCUCAGCUGAAGAACUCAUGAAGCGGAUCGACAAGGUCAAGCAGAUGCACGCACAAGAGGCGGAGGUCUCAGACAGGGUCUUGAGUCAGGAUGGAGAGCACAUGGACACAUCCCCACCACCUUCUAUUGGCCCAGAGCCAGUCACUGAGCCGGCCUCCCCACCAGCCAACAGCCAGCCCACCAGCACAGUACCACCCAGCACCGCCUCAGAGAACGCCGCUACACCCGCCCCAUCCAAAGAGUCGCUCUCCAGGCCCGCAGAGGAGGGCGGAGCCUCAGGUUACGUGACCCCGGCCGAGGACAGGAGCCUGUCGUCAGAUGACCUGUCGCUCAGCUCCCAGCCCGACGAGGGCGUGGAUGCCAAGGUGGAGAGGCUAACAAAGAAGCUGGAGGAGAGACGAGAACGCAGAAAAAAAGGAGAAGAGGAGCAGGAGAUAAGGAAGGAGAUGGAUCGCAGGAGGCAGGGGAAGGAGAUGCUGGACUACAGACGGCAGCAGGAUGGGGAUCGGACCAAGCGCAUGCUGGAGGAGAGGAACAGAGAGAAGGCGGAGGAGAGGGCGGCGCGGGAUCGCGUCAAGCAGCAGAUCGCUCUGGACCGGGCCGAUCGGGCGGCCCGCUACGCCAAAAACCAGGAGGAGGUGGACGCGGCCAAGGCCGCGGCGCUGCAGGCCCGGCAAGCAGAGAUGGAGGCCAGGAAGGAGGCGCUGCACAGAGAGAGGAGUGCCGUUGCCAGGAUACAGUUCCGUCUGCCGGACGGCUCCUUCUUCACCAACCAGUUUCCCUCCGAGGCCCGGCUGCAGGACGCCCGAGACUUCGCCGCUCGGGAAGUAGGCAACCGCUACGGAAAUUUCUCUCUGGCCACCAUGUUCCCCAGGAGAGAGUUCACCGGACAGGACCUGGACAAGACGCUGCUGGAGCUGGAGCUCGCUCCGAGCGCGUCCGUCGUGCUGCUGCCUCAGACGGGACGACCGACCAACACUGUGGUGCAGUCCUCAGGCGGGGGCUUCUGGGUGGUGCUGGGGACCGUCUUCUACCCCCUGCUGGCGGUUUGGAGGUUCAUCAGCGGCUUCCUCUUCUGCAGCCCUCCGCCCACUGGCCCCGCCCCCAGGGCCCCGCCCCAGAGACCUGGCCCCGCCUCUGCCUCGUCCAGCCAACCAAACAGAGAGUUUAUCCGUAAGCGGGUUCUGGAGAAGCGGCCUGAGGACUUCAAAAAAGACGGGAAAAUCUACAGGCUAAGGACUCAGGAAGACAGCGAGGACGAGAACAACACCUGGAACGGCAACUCCACCCAGCAGAUGUAGCCGGGCCGACGCCCAGCACUGUGCAAUAAGGUCCAUCUCCUGUCUCUCACCAGGUUUUCUGUGCGCUGAGAACGCUCCGUUUUCAUUGGCCGAUUCAGCUUUUUCCCAGACUGCGGUAUGUUCCUGCCGCAGUCCUGGUCCCGCUGUUCCCUUGCAUGGUUAGCUGAGUAUAAUCAGUGCCCUCCCACUGGCCUGGACAACAUUCUGUUUUUACUACUUCACUGUAUUUCAUGUUAUCGUUUGAUAACUGUUUUUCCCCCCUGGUACAACAGCAGGGCCAGAAUCCAGAGGCGCUGGUUGUAUUGGCUACCAGGAGGUUCUGGGCUCAUCAAGUGCUUGAACUUAUGGAUGAUUCUUUUUUUUCUUUUUUUUUGGCAACAAUCUAUUUUAUUUAACAACGGCUUCAUGAAGAAACUAGUCCGGCGAAAAUGUGAAACGACUGACGUUUGCGUGUUUUAUAUUAAGGGAUUUGUUCCUUAAUGAGUGUAUCGUCUGCGUAGAUUGCGGAAGGCACUUUUAGUUGAAAACGGGAA